Molecule: messenger RNA, 1335 nt
Organism: Sphaerulina musiva SO2202
Lineage: Eukaryota; Fungi; Ascomycota; Dothideomycetes; Mycosphaerellales; Mycosphaerellaceae
Product: aldolase
Exons: 3
Biological process (GO): L-leucine biosynthetic process
Cellular component (GO): mitochondrion
Molecular function (GO): 2-isopropylmalate synthase activity
Source: RefSeq, a predicted model, not a curated record
AUGUCAACACUGUCUAUUCAACAGAAAUAUGGUAAUCGAGUACCAUCCUUCCAUCACAAUCAACGACAAUGGCCCAACGUGGUUCUGAAAAAGUCUCCGAUUCUCUUUUCCACAGAUCUUCGAGAUGGAAAUCAAGCCUUGCGGAACCCCAUGACAUUCGAUCAAAAACUUCGACUUUUCCAAUUCCUCGUCUCCAUGGGUUUCAAAGAAAUCGAAGUCGGUCACCCUUCUGCAAACCAGGGCGAAUUUGAUUUCAUCCGCCAUCUCGUCGAUACUCCGGGUUUAAUACCAAAAGACGUCUUGAUUCAAGUCAUCGCUCCCUGCAGAGAAGAAGCCGUCAAGCGAGCGGUGCAAAGCGUCCAGGGUGCCGCUCAAGCCAUCAUUUUUACGUAUCUCCCGAGCAGUGACAAUUAUCGGACGACGGUGCUGGGGAUUUCGGAAGAGGAGUGGGUAGAUUGCGCGGCUCGAGUGGCAAAAUUCGCGCGAGAAAUUACUACUGCGACUAGCAGCAGUACCACUAAGUGGACGUGGAAUUUCGGUUUCGAGGACUUUGCCAAUGCACGUUUAGAAGCAGUGGUUAGAUGUGCAGAGGCCGUCAAGGCGAGUUGGGGCCCGAGUGUAGAUGCACGGAUGAUUUUUUCUCUGGCGUCUAGUGUCGAGAGCUCGAUGCCAAAUGUCUUUGCCGAUCAAGUAGAAAGGUUCUGCCAGAGUGUUUCGGACCGGUCGUGCUGGCGCGUUUCUGUUCAUACCCACAAUGAUCGAGGGGGUGCAAUAUCAACUGCGGAACUCGCCAGUCUCGCUGGAGCAGAUCGUGUUGAGGGAUGUCUCUUUGGAAAUGGAGAGCGCGCUGGCAAUAUGGAUCUGAUCACGUAUGCGCUGAACCGGGUCAGCGAGGGCAUAGACUGUGGGCUGGAUUUGAGCAAACUCCGAGAUGCUCGUCAGAUAUAUCAAGACAUUGUGGGAAUACCCAUUCAUCCGAGGACGCCCUAUUCGGGAGCAUAUUACCUGAGAGCAUUCAGUGGUGGACAUCAGGACGCCAUUGUCAAGGGUCUCGAGCGUCGCGCUUUGGCGGAAGCUGAUGUGACAACGCAGUCGAGCAGCACAUGCUGGCCACAGUGGAGCGUCCCCUAUCUUCCCAUCGACCCGGUGGAUAUCGGCUUUGGCCAGGAGGACAUCAUCGAGAUCAACAGCCAGAGCGGUAAGAGUGGUGUCAAGUGGGUGCUCCAGUCACGUCUCGGUCAUGAAAUUUCCAGAGAGGAUGCCGAGGAGACGGUGCGUGUGGUGAAGAUGCGCUCUGCUGGUAUUGAUCAAGCAACGGACGCCGACGAGCUGUGU